Molecule: messenger RNA, 537 nt
Organism: Paramuricea clavata
Lineage: Eukaryota; Metazoa; Cnidaria; Anthozoa; Malacalcyonacea; Plexauridae
Source: the annotation of a GenBank genome assembly
AUGGCCGCCAAAGGAGUGGAGCACAUGAAUAAAAGAUAUCAAGAGGCUUUUGAUUUAAUAAAAUAUGUGUUUAAGAUUGAUGAGCUGUACGAUGAUCAAAUGAAAUUGAUAAAAGCUUUUUGCAAUGAUCAAAAUAUUUUCUUUAACGCUCCAACGGGAUAUGGAAAAUCCAUUGUAUUCCAGUCACUACCUUGGGUUUAUGAUAUACUUCAAGAACAAACAAUUGGAAUUUCAACACUAAUUGUGAUCUUGCCAUUAAAAACUUUAAGGGAAGAUCAAUGUAACCACAUGAAAGAGAUUGGUAUUUCUUCAAUUGCUCUGUAUUCGGAGAGCAGUUCGAAUGCUACAACGGCAAGCGAUUGCGAGUAUGAAAAUAUUCUUAAAAACGUGAGAGAAGGCGAAUAUUCCUUGGUGUUUGCUUUCCCCGAAUGUUUACUUGGUAAAAAAGCGUGGAGAAACAUUUUGUGCUCUGAAGAAUUUCGAGAUCAUUGUAUUGGAGUAGCAUACGACGGAGCACACAUAAUAGCACAAUGGUAG